Molecule: messenger RNA, 1542 nt
Organism: Ricinus communis (castor bean)
Lineage: Eukaryota; Viridiplantae; Streptophyta; Magnoliopsida; Malpighiales; Euphorbiaceae
Exons: 1
Coding region: 314-1249 (311 amino acids)
Source: RefSeq, a predicted model, not a curated record
UCUAAAUCAGAAAUAAAUACAAGCUAUGACCUCCACCUUUAUUAUUCCAUUAAUCCCCCACUUCAUUUCAAUUAACCCGUCCCAUCUCUGCUCUAAUCACGCAAUUUCUUGAAGACAAGUUCAUAUCUUCUCUCUUUUCUUGUUUUCUUGUACCUGUACGUUUCUUUAACUGUAUCAACUCUAUGCUGCCUUGUUUAGUUCUCUGCUUUUCAACAAUUUAAUAUUCGCCAACAAGCAAACACUACCGAAUACCCGUAAUUAAUUAUCAUCCUUCUUUCUUUCUUUCUUUCUUUUUCAAACCAAGAAACUAAACAUGAAAGAAGACCAACAACAAUCUUUCCAUCACCAUCAUCACAAUAACAGGAAAACAAGAUUCCCGUUCAAGAUUUUGUAUUCUCCUGCUGCCUACAUUUCCCUCUUGCUACUAUCUUAUGCACUUGGUUACUUCUCAGCUCCGUCCUCCCGCCUUCCACCACCGUCGUCGUCGUCACUAUCACCCCCCACCGCCGCAACCCAACUCGACAAUUUUCGAGUCACAACUCUCUGCGCCAACUCGCUACCUUCUAAACUCGUCCGUCGAACGAUUCUUGACCGAAUUUACAACGCCACGUCACCAUAUCUUGAUUUCCCGCCUCCACAUGUCAGCGGCCUCCUACGCAGUAAAAAGCUUAAAGGCUGGGGCUCAUACGGUGCCGUUUUUGCCAACCUUAUCCAAAAAGUCAAGCCCAAGGUGAUUAUUGAAGUUGGCACUUUCUUGGGCGCGUCGUCUCUCCACAUGGCCGAGUUGACUCGUCAACUGGGACUUGAGACUCAGAUUCUUUGUAUUGAUGAUUUUCGCGGCUGGCCUGGGUUCCGCGACAAGUUCAAGUACGUUAAUAUGGUAAGCGGUGACGUUUUACUGCUUUAUCAGUUCAUGCAAAACGUAAUUUACAUGAAUGCCACCGAAUCGGUUUUGCCCGUGCCCUUUUCUAGUGGGUCGGCUUUGGAGAAAUUGUGUGAGUGGGGUAUAUUUGGUGACUUGAUUGAGAUAGACGCGGGUCAUGAUUUUAACUCGGCUUGGGCGGAUAUAAACCGCGCUUAUCGGAUAUUGAGACCCGGUGGGGUAAUUUUUGGACAUGAUUAUUUUACCGCAGCGGAUAAUAGAGGGGUAAGAAGAGCAGUAAAUUUGUUUGCUCAAAUCAAUGGGCUUCAAAUCCAAACGGAUGGUCAACAUUGGGUAAUUGAUUCAGCUAAAGCUCGUUCUCGUUAGUUUGAUGUAACAAUUUACCACAGUUAGUUUCGUAAAUUUUCCCGCGCACAUCAAGCGAAAUCCAGCAACGGUCAUUUGUGUUAAUGGUAAAUUACUGUAUUAUCCUAAUAAGUUUCGGUUAUUACAGUAGUGACUCUUAUAUUUUUCUUUACAUUUAAAACCCUGGAAGUCUGAAUAUAUAUUACAUUAGUAUCCCUUUUGUUAGCUUCCACUAGUUGUCAAAAUAUUCAAUUGUAAUUAAAAAAUAACCUAAUUAUUAAAUAAAUUCUAAAUUCUAUAUUUUUGUAUUUUCA